AAUGCAGAGAACUUUGCAGGACAGAUGGAGAGUUUGUUAUGAUCCAGCUGAUAGUUCACUUAGAAAAAGGCCAGUAGAUUGAAGGAUGGUUGUAUCAGUAAAGUUGUACAAAGACCAGCAGUACUCAGCUUUAAAAAAAGACUGCCUUCAGCACCAUCGGCUGUUUGAGGACCCUUAUUUUCCUGCUACAACUGAGUCACUGUUCUAUUCCAAGUCACCUCCAGGACCGAUUGAGUGGAGACGACCACAGGAGCUGUGUGAAUCUCCUCGCCUAUUUGUUAAUGGAAUCAGUUCACACGAUCUGAAUCAAGGACAGUUGGGCAAUUGCUGGUUUGUGGCUGCUUGCUCCUGUUUAGCUCUGAGGGACGGCCUGUGGCAAAAGGUAAUUCCAGACUGGAAAAAGCAGGACUGGAACCCAAAAAAGCCAAAUGAUUACGCUGGUAUUUUCCACUUCCGAUUUUGGCGCUUUGCCGAGUGGAUCGACGUUGUGGUCGACGAUCGUCUUCCAACAAUGAAUAAGAAGCUCCUAUAUUGUCACUCUAGUUCAAAAGAGGAGUUCUGGAGUGCACUCCUAGAGAAGGCAUAUGCAAAGCUGGCAGGAUGUUAUGAAGCCCUGGAUGGAGGCAACACGGGUGAUGCAAUCGUUGAUUUCACUGGCUCAGUUGCAGAAACCAUAGAUCUGCAUGAGGUCAAAAACAGAAAAGACAGUGUCCAAAGGCAGAAGCUGUUUGAGAAACUGGUGAAAGUUCACAACAGAGGAGGGCUAAUCAGCUGUUCUAUCCAUUUGAAACCUGGCAGCAGCCUGGAUGUGAGCAAGUUACAAGGAUUGAAGAUUGAUCAUUCAUAUUCAGUGACAAAAGUGCAGAAAGUUCAACUGGGUAACACAGCAGAUAAAUUGCCCAUGAUCAAAUUGAGGAAUCCUUGGGGUAAAGUCGAAUGGUUGGGCCCAUGGAGUGAUAAUUCAAAGGAAUGGCGGAAGGUUAGCAAAAAGGAACGUAAAAAAAUUGGUACCGACAUUAAGAAUGAUGGAGAAUUCUGGAUGGCAUUUGAAGACUGGUAUAAAUACAUCACCAAUGUAAUAGUUUGUCAAAUGAUAAACACCUCUUUCCUGAGUAUUCGCAAGACAUGGGAUGAGGUGAUACUCCGUGGUACUUGGAGUAGACACGAAGACCCACUUCUAAACCGUGCAGGGGGCUGUACGAAUUAUCAGCACACAUUCCUGCAAAAUCCACAGUACGUAUUUGAUGUCACAAAGAAGGAGGAUGAAGUGCUGAUUUCUCUGCAGCAGAGAGACACACGUAUUCACAGGAAAGAAGGCAAAGGAAGUAAUCUGACCAUUGGUUUCAGUAUCUUCAAGGUGGAACUCAACCGAGAGUAUAGAUUGCACAGUCCACAUCAGAAAGUAUCUGGGUCAACCUACAUCAAUACGCGAAGUGUUUCUCUGCGAGCAUGCCUGAGAAAAGGUCGUUAUGUCAUCACCCCGACCACCUUUGAACCAUACAUCGAGGGUGAUUUCCUUCUGAGGAUCUAUACGGACGUAGCCUCUAGGUGCAGGGAGCUGACCCUUGACAAGCCACAGGUGACAUGUUGGAAUAUUAUUAUUCGUUACCCACGGAUUGUUACCCAGGUCCAGCUUCACAGUGCAACAGACCUGCCAAAGCAGAAUGCCUCUGGAGGAGCAGAUCCAUAUGCAGUUUUCAAAUGCGAAUAUCACAAAAUCUCUACAGCUAUUUUUGAAGACACGUUGAAUCCUCAAUUUGACACCAAAGCUAUUUUUUACAGGAGAAAUCCCAAGCUUCCAAUAAUCAUUCAGAUCUGGAACAGCAACAAAGUGUGUGAUACAUUAAUUGGUGAGGUGACCCUUGAAGAAUCCCAAGAUAACCCUAGCAGACAGCAGAUCCUUCAACUUCAGACAAAGGACAGACAGGAAAGUGAAAUGCCAAGCUACAUCACCAUCACUGUCACCAGUAGCAACAACCUUGCAGCAUUUUGAAAAUGAAGAAUGUCAAAAUAACAUCGCUGCAAAGGAGAGUUUCAUCCACUUCCUUUUGUUUGUUUGUAACAGAGUUUGAAGAUUGGGAGAGGCCUGCAACAUGAAUAAGUCUGUUGGUAUACUUUUCCCAUUCUCUCCCCUAUGCCUAUCUCAAAAAUGAAAGAAUUCCAAAUUUAGUCCAGGUUUAAGAGAUUAUGUAUCAAUAUUAAUUAUUUUGUGAUGGCAGUGGCCAACACUUUACUCUUUAAAAUUACAAACUUAUUGUAAUAUAAUUAGUUCAAACAGCUGAGAAUUUGAUAGAAUGUGCCUAUACAACUAGGAAUGAUUGUGAAAGACACAUCCCUAAUUUUCCACAAGAAAUUAAAUUUGAUUUUUUUUGUAAAUUACAUCUUAACUCCCAAAAGAGAUUAACAAUCUUAUUCCCAAACUGACUUAUUGUGUUAUCAAUGUUUUAAACCUUCGAACAUUUUGGAUUUUGUUUCUAGUGACACCUCUCAUCUAAUUUGAUGGAGAACCUUAGUGUUAGGAGUUGAUUCACACUGCUCUAUUUAUAACCAAGUGCAUUAGCAUUUCAUCCAAGCUGGAUACUGUGUCUUUGAUUUGGAUGCUUUUCAAACACAGAAUAAGCAAGCAUUUAGUGGGAAAGUCACAAUUCACAAUAAAGAACAAUGAACAGAAUUUAUGAUUAGACGUAUAUUAAUUAAAAUCUUCAUAUAGUGCACUAAGGGUGGCAGGAAAGUACAGACCACAAUCAGAUCAGUCAUAAUCUUAUCAAAAAGGUGGGGCAGAUCUGAAGGCCAAAUAAUCUAUUCCUGCUCCUAAUUUGUAUGCUUGGAUAAUAAUACAAAAUAAAGGAGCAUAGAAAAUAUUUUGAUGAAGAAUAAAAGGUAAGAUUUUCAAAUUUGCUGAUGACGCAAUGGAUAGGUUAAGUGAGUGCAGAAAGACAUAAUAAGUGGAGUGUAAUGUAGGAAAAUGUGAAAUUGACCAUGAGAUAAUGGGAACUGCAGAUGCUGAAGAAUCCGAGAUAACAAAGUGUGGAGCUGGA
Molecule: messenger RNA, 3038 nt
Organism: Stegostoma tigrinum
Lineage: Eukaryota; Metazoa; Chordata; Chondrichthyes; Orectolobiformes; Stegostomatidae
Product: calpain-5-like
Exons: 13
Coding region: 86-1993 (635 amino acids)
Biological process (GO): proteolysis
Cellular component (GO): cytoplasm
Molecular function (GO): calcium-dependent cysteine-type endopeptidase activity
Source: RefSeq, a predicted model, not a curated record